Molecule: messenger RNA, 558 nt
Organism: Gopherus evgoodei (Goodes thornscrub tortoise)
Lineage: Eukaryota; Metazoa; Chordata; Testudines; Testudinidae
Product: proline-rich protein 2-like
Exons: 1
Coding region: 1-558 (185 amino acids)
Source: RefSeq, a predicted model, not a curated record
AUGGCCCAGUCACCCGCUGGGCCCCAGCCUCCCUCAGCCUCCGGACCCCUGCACGGCCAGCCUCCUGCUGGGCCCCGGCCUCCCGACCCCUGCACGGCCCAGUCACCCGCUGGGCCCCAGCCUCCCGACCCCUGCACGGCCCAGUCACCCGCUGGGCCCCGGCCUCCCUUAGCCUCCCGACCCCUGCAUGGCCCAGUCACCCGCUGGGCCCCCGCCUCCCGACCCCCGCAUGGCCAGCCUCCCGCUGGGCCCCGGCCUCCCGACCCCUGCACGGCCCAGUCACCCGCUGGGCCCCAGCCUCCCGACCCCUGCACGGCCCAGUCACCCGCUGGGCCCCAGCCUCCCGACCCCUGCACGGCCCAGUCACCCGCUGGGCCCCAGCCUCCCGACCCCUGCACGGCCCAGUCACCCGCUGGGCCUCAGCCUCCGGACCCCUGCACGGCCAGCCUCCUGCUGGGCCCCGGCCUCCCGACCCCUGCACGGCCCAGCCUCCUGCUGGGCCCCGGCCUCCCGACCCCUGCACGGCCCAGCCUCCUGCUGGGCCCCGGCCUCCCUUAG